Molecule: messenger RNA, 2583 nt
Organism: Armigeres subalbatus
Lineage: Eukaryota; Metazoa; Arthropoda; Insecta; Diptera; Culicidae
Exons: 4
Coding region: 94-2340 (748 amino acids)
Molecular function (GO): nucleic acid binding
Source: RefSeq, a predicted model, not a curated record
UGUGCGACGCCGACGCCGGACGCGUAAGCAAAACGUCAUUCAUGUUAUUCCACUGGCAGUUAAGACUGGGAGCAAAAAGAAUACAGCUUUAAAAUGUGCGACAUCGACCCUCCUCCGGAUGAUUUCUACAACCCGGAAUAUCCACUGGAAAGUGACGAUGAGUUUGGGUGCAUCGCUGAUCCGCUCUCCGUUUCGGUACCGUCGACCGGACGCAAUUUGGGACAGGUGUCAGAGUUGGAUACGGUGAGUGACGAUCAUGAUAGAAAUACUGACAAACAGCCCUCUCCAAGCCCGGCUCCAACGAUCAAAGUUUAUCAGGAUUUAUUCUGUGCGAAAACAUACAAGAAAGAAGAUCUCUAUCCAACGGAAAUGGAUCUGUCCUGUUUUCCAGCUUGGACACUUUCACCUUAUUGGCCCGUGUAUUUGUCUAACUUUCGACUGAACAGUUUGGAGGAGUCGGAGAGACACUUGCAAAUUUCCACUUAUUUCGCCAGUAAAGGACUCCUGUGCCGAAUGAUUUUCAUUUGGGAAAACUUCGACAAGCAUUACUUCAAUGGCUAUCAAAGAAAAUCUUUGCUUCUAGAUAUGUUGGUUUAUUUUACUUCCAAAGAGGACGCAGAUCGUGCAAUUCGUUGUUGUGAUAAGACCACUUAUUACGGACACAAGCUGAAUGUUUUUCCCGGAAGAAUUCCGAUUUAUUUCGAUCCGGAACGAACCAUUUGUUUUAAAAUCGGAACCCAUGCGGUGCAUCUCACGGAAACAAUUGCAGAGCACAGAUUUCGGUAUCGAGGUAUCAAAGGUAUUGAAACAGUAGUUAGAAAGUCCGAGACAGAGUUGUUCGUGGAAUUUUGCGAUCAGCAUGCGAUGAAUAAGGCUGUUAUGAAGAGUCCCAGAUGGAUUCCGAUGCGUUUGCAUGGUCCAGUUCAGAAGCAGCGAUACCUGGAACAAGACUGCAAGUACGAGAUGAUGUUUUUCAUUCAGGAGAACCCCUCUUUUUUAGAUAUGGUUCCCGCUGAAAAUAUUCUGAAGGAUAUGCUGAACGGUAAAUUACCUGCGGUGCUGAGAGAUUGGGACGAUUGGACAGAACCGAAACCUUUGCCGGCAUCGGUACUCGAAUCAAUUGAGAACAAUAAACGGAAAAGGAAAAUGCAUCUAAUUGAAAAUGCCAGUAUUAAGCUAGAGGCCAAGAAGAACGGAGUGAACGUUGCCAAAAAACCUGAAACGGGAUCGUUCAAGAGGUAUAAGAAAGAGGUAAUCCGUCAGAAGAAGGCUUUUCUUGGCAUCAAGGAAGAACAGAAUAAGUCUUCCGUGAUGGAGUUUGCCAGCCAAAGAUAUUUGGUGUUGUUAAGAGAAUUUAUUGUUACCAGAUCGGAACUUGAGUCUAAGAAGGAUAUAACGACUCUGAGUGAGCGGAAUAAGCUGUUUUAUGAUUUGCUUAGAACGGAAAGAGAAAUGUAUAAAUUGCUGAAGGUGAACCCUGCUCUGUCAUGUGAAUUGCUAGAAAAUGGUUUAAUUGUGUCGAUGGUUGUGGCGGGCGAGAAUACCGACUUUCCAAAGUAUCCAACACAGUUGGCACUUUCUGAUGAACUGGAACCGUUGGAUAAGUUAUGGCCCGUUUUUGUAGGCAACUUUCCCGUAACCGAUCUAGAUGCCAAGUCGCGGAAUAUGGAAAUUCAUGACUUUUUCGCAAUAAAGAAUUUUUCGGUACAAAUGAUUUAUCUGAAAGAAGAUGACAAGUUCUACAACUCCUACUUAAAAGUCAUUCAACUGUUGGACAUGCUGGUAUAUUUUCAUUCUGAGGAAGUGGCCCAACAAGUAGUCAAAACCUAUCAUGGGACAAUGCAUCGUGGUUCCAAAUUGACUGCGUACAACGGACGGAAACAUCUCUGCUUUCUUACUGGACUAACCGCAUACAUCAAGUUGGACAAAGAUCCCGUCGUCGCAGAACAGUCCAUUGAGCGAGUGCUGGUUAACAUUUCCCCCGAGAGUUUGCACAGUUUGAAUCGCUUCCCCAAGCGUGCCUAUUUUAGCUUUCGUAAAACUUACCAGAUAAGGGCGGCAAUGAGUAGCGGAUUACCACUGAUACGAUUUUGGAAGCAGAAACCAAAGCAGAGGUACAUAGAGAAAGAUGUAAAGCAGAAGCUGCUACGUAGGCUGUUAACCGAUGCUGAUUUCCUCAAUAAUCAACCGAGGGCAAACACCUUGAGAUCGUUGUUUGUCGCUGCAUCGUUACCGACGGAAGAAAACGGUGAAAUAGUUUGGGCCGGUGGUUAUCAGCAGCGAAAGGUGAUGAACGAGAGGAUUGGUAAUGUGCUGGCUGAAUGGGAAAAAUUGCAGUGAUUUGAUGCCUAACAUUGACUUCCGUGAGGCAGUGUGCCAGCUCGGAGAUUAAGAAUUAUGUACACUGUCCAACAAGCAUGGUAAUUGUCGCUGAAAAAUAUAAAAACAAGCAACGAAUGAGAAUAGUGGUGAGUCUUUGUCCUCAUUUGCAGAGGAUAAACACAAUGUUGUGUUCUAUUUUAUCUACAACAAAUAUAAAGUAAGACGGUAUAAUGCGCCCCACCUGGCUAAAACGCCCCCCUU